AGAGCCGGGCCGGGCGGCGGCGGAGCGCAGGGAGCGCCGCGGGAGCCAUGGGCCAGGAGGCGCCGUGGCUCAACCACUCGGGCAGCCCGCGGGCAGGGGGCGAUGCCUGCGCGGGGGACGGGCAGCGCCCCGGGCCCUUCUCCGCCGCUGCCGCUGCGCUGCUGGCGGCGCUCAUGGGGCUGCUGGUGCUGGCCACGGUGCUGGGCAAUGCCCUGGUCAUCCUGGCCUUCGUGGUGGACCGGAGUCUCCGCAGCCACGGCAACUUCUUCUUCCUCAACCUGGCCAUCGCCGACCUGCUGGUGGGCGGCUUCUGCAUCCCACUCUACAUCCCCUACGUGCUGACAGGCGAGUGGAGGCUCGGCCGGGGCUUGUGCAAGCUGUGGCUGGUGGUGGACUACCUGGUGUGCACUGCCUCGGUCUUCAACAUCGUCCUUAUCAGCUUCGACAGGUUCAUCUCCGUCACCAAGGCGGUGAGUUACAGGGCACAGAAAGGGAUGACCAGAAACGCAAUAUUGAAGAUGAUCAUUGUAUGGAUUGCUGCUUUUCUUCUCUACGGUCCAGCCAUUCUCAGCUGGGAGUACAUUGCCCAAAAGAGCAUCCUCCCUGAAGGAGAAUGUCAUGCAGAAUUCUUCUACAACUGGUAUUUCCUAAUGAUUGCCUCUACCAUUGAAUUCUUUACACCCUUCAUCACCGUUACAUACUUUAACUUAAGUAUUUACCUCAACAUUAGGAAACGCACAUCCCACAGAAAUGAAAACAUAUCACCUGGUCAAGAGGACUGUGAAAUGAGUUUCCAAGGGAAAAAAAGGGAGCACACCAUAUUUUUUGUAAAACCUUCUAACAGACACAAACACGAGAAGAGAGCAAGCAGCCUUUCUCCCCCCAUAAAGGCUCCACGGCUCAGACUACAUAAGUUUGACAAUCAGUCGUUAAAUCUGAAUGUCAAUCAAGACCUUCCACCACUUCAGGUGGAUGUUGAGACCAAGCCUCGUAAGAACAAUUUCUAUAAAACUGCAGAAAACAUAUGCAACAUCACCACCAGAGUGGACAUUGCUAACACUAUGGCAAAUAGAUUUAGACUUUCCCGGGAUAAAAGAGUAGCAAAGUCUUUAGCAAUUAUUGUCUGUGUGUUUGGUUUGUGCUGGGCACCAUAUACGCUUUUGAUGAUCAUCAGAGCAGCUUGUCAUGGGCACUGUGUGCUACAUUCACUCUAUGAGAUUUCAUUUUGGCUUUUGUGGGUGAAUUCAGCCAUUAACCCUAUUCUAUACCCUCUGUGCCACAUGAGCUUUAGGAAAGCCUUUAUAAAACUCCUGUGCCCAGGAAAAGCCAAAAUCCAUCCUCAUAUUUUUAUGUGAAAAGAAAGGAAUUUGACAGUAAGUACAUCUUGCUUUCAGUGUGAACAUAAACUGGCUAAUACUCACCUGCAAAUAUUAAGUACACUGGGUGUUUAAAGGAAUACUGCUAAGUAGAUACAAGCAUAGAUAUUUAGGAAUGUAUAGAAAUAGUCAUUCAUGUAGGUGGAGAAAUAAAUAAGCAAUGAAAUCAAAGGCAAUUUCUCAAAACUCUUUGGGAAUUAUGCCAACAGUGUAACUUCUGGUGAUAGUGCACUAGCAUUAGAGUGCCAAAAAGGGAAUACAAAAUUCAUAGCCCAUAACUGGGGGGGAUCUCACUUUUAAUAUAUUUCAAAGUAUUACUAGUAAGGAAUUUCAUUAAGUGUUAAUUUGGGCCUGUUAUAUUUUAUCCCCAGCCCCACCCUUUAAGGACCUCAGGGUGUCUUAGCUGUUAAGUGUACCAUGAAUUUUGGGGAGGAUAUUUCCCCAAUCCCUACAGUACUGCCCCCCAAAGUAGGGGAACAGGUAAGAUUGUGACAAAUGAAACAACUAAAGAGUAGUGUUUAAGAAUAGCAUGGGACAAGAGGUGCCAGAACAGCCAGAUUACUAGAGAAGCUGAGCAAGUAUAGCAGUAAGGGAGCAUUGAUUUGGGUGGAAAAGGUGAUUUGCUUCCACCAACAUAUGCAUCUUCUACACAGUUUUACAGACAUUUUCCUUUGCUGACAAGUCAUAGCUAUUGAACAGCCACCGCUGUCCAUUGCCACAGCCAAAAUGCAUGUUAGUACAGUUGACCUUAAAGUUCAUGGACAGAAUUGUGAAGUAUACUUUGUCAAAACUCCAAUAAAAGUAAUUCAGAACUGUGGAAGUCAUAACUUUGUAGCCUUAUCAAAUGGCACAUGGAAAAAAGCGCCAGUCUAUACCAUUUGGGUAACUGCAGCUGAAACCACAAAACUGUUAUUCAAAGGUAAUUCCUGAGUUACAAGUACUGACCUUGAGAAUGAAACAAACAUGGUUCACAAAUAUUGUAAGCUAAGAGUGCGUAUUCUGACUAUAUGAAUGUAUCUACAUGAACAUUAUAAUUGUGUUCUGCUAUGGAUGUUUUCUAACAUAAAAUCUGCUUUAACCUGUUCUUUUAAAUGAGUGAUGGUAUCAACAGAAACAGAUCAACAUAAAGAUUUUUGAAUAGCAUUAGUUACACCACUAGCCAAGUGAGGUCAUAAAAUUCUCCCCAUUCUUCCUCCUCCUCCUCCAAACCAGUAGAGCAAUGACCUAAAUGUUGUCUAUUCCAUAAUCCUUAGGUUUCCUAGGAUCAUAUUUGCCCAUCAAAAACACAUGGUGAUAAAGUUAUUAGACAACCCACCGAGGUCUCACUUCCUUAUCCAAUCAAGCCUGGACAAUUUUAAUAGCAGUAACCAAGUCAGGGAGUGAGGAAGUCAGUCAGGUAGCUUUAGAACACUGCGUUCAGUUAAAGUAAAGCAAAGACAUUUCAACCUAGUUUUUAACAACUGGCAUUAAUUAACAGACUAGAUCAAUCUCCACGAGAGUUACCACUGGGAACGGUUCUACCACUCAAAUUUCUACAGCUUUGUCAUUUAAUUGCCACCUGUCUGUUUAGUACAGACCUACAACCUACAGGGAUUCUGCACCACUC
Molecule: messenger RNA, 2982 nt
Organism: Cygnus olor (mute swan)
Lineage: Eukaryota; Metazoa; Chordata; Aves; Anseriformes; Anatidae
Product: histamine H3 receptor-like
Exons: 3
Coding region: 48-1355 (435 amino acids)
Biological process (GO): adenylate cyclase-activating adrenergic receptor signaling pathway
Cellular component (GO): membrane
Molecular function (GO): histamine receptor activity
Source: RefSeq, a predicted model, not a curated record